GUCGGCUUUCACUUCAGAGAAAGAGAAAACAGCUAUGCACACAACUGAGAGAAAGCGCAACACUCCCAGAGAUUGAAAAACCCUAGGUUUUAUUCCUCUCGAUAAGUUCUCGAAGUAGAUAGAUAGACAAAUAGAAAAAGAGAUUUUUUUCUUCCUUUUUUUUUUGUUUUUUCAUGUUAUGUGUUCCACUGGUUGGGUUUGAAUUAGGGUUCUGAGGGAUUGGUUAAAUUCGAUUUAUUUUGGAAUUGGAGUUUGUGAUUGGGUUUGGGGCACCUUGUGGAUGAUGGUUUUUCGACAAAUGAAUUUGGAAUUUUGUGAUGUGAGUGAAGUUGGUGCUCUCUAGGGUUUGUGUUUGUGUGUGUGCGGUUUCAAUGGGGAGUAUGAGUGACUCAGACAGAAAACGACGUCACUUUAGCUCCUUAUCCCCUACACCUGCAGCUGCUAUUGCCAAGAAGCUACCCUUCUUGCCCGUUUCAGAAGACAAAAAGCUUGAUAUUGUUGUACUUCAGUAUCAAAAUCAAAAGCUUACACAAAAAUUAGAAACUCAGAAGUUAGAGUAUGCAGGUCUUGAGAAUAGGUUUUCUCAUCUGAAGGAGAGGCAAAAGUCGUAUGAUUCCACUUUAGAAGUGGUCAAGAAGUCUUGGGAGCAGCUGGUUGAUGAUUUGGAGUUGUGUUCUGAACGUACGAGAGAGUCAAGCAGCAAAACAAAUUCUAGAUUUGCAUCAAUCAUGGAAGAUGGCAGUCCAUCUACUGUUCAGGAUGUGUUUCUUAGCCGACUAAUGCAGACUGAUGCAACUGAAUGUGCGUCCUCAUAUAACUUUGCAAAUCAGAUGGAAGAGCAUAGAGAAAUUACCAUUGAAAAAGCUAAAAGCAUUUUAAAAAAUAUGGUGACAGCUGUUAAUAACCUUUGGGUUCUGAUGGAUGGAUUGCAUACUGCAUUAUUGAAAAAGCUUCCAGGAGAUGAUUUGUGUAGGCAGAAAUUGUCCUCUGAUCUUGAGGUGAUAGUUAAAAACUUGAGAUUGGAAUUCAGUGAACUUCAUUUAAAGCACAAGUCUUUAGCAAGUGAGUUCCUAAUUCAGAGAGGUCUUGAUGCCAAAAAUAAAGCUGACCUUGAAAGAUUAAAAGGGGAACUGGCAAACACUGUUAAAGAGUUAGAAGAAAUCAAUCACAAGCUUGCAACUCUUAAGGCAGAGAGAGAUGCUGCAAAAGGGGCAGUUCUCCCAGUCUUAAAUGUUGGAAGUACACACAUUCCUAGUGAUAAGAUCAAAGACAAGCAAAAGGAUUUGCAAGAUAUGGAAUCUACUUUGAAGGAGCUAUUGGACCAAGGUUCAGCUCGAUUAAUGGAUCUGAAAAGUCUUCAUGAGGAAAGAAUACGAAUAUUACAACAGUUGUGUGAUCUACAGAACACUUUAAAGAAUUUGAAGUGUAUUACUUCUUCCCAUGCUUUCCAAUUGGUUAAAGAUCAGAUAGAAAAGUCGAAAUCAGAUGUCCUGGAGUAUCAGGCCUUAUAUGAGAAACUACAGUUUGAGAAGGAUAAUCUUGCUUGGAGGGAGAGGGAGUGGUACAUUAAAAAUGAUUUUGCAGAUGUUUUUCAAAGAUCUGUGGCAGUUUCCGAGUUUAGGGUGGCUGAUCUACGCUCUGAGAUACAGAAAAAGAUAGAGGAAAGAAAUGUGAUUGAAAAUAAGCUGAAAGAGGAAGCAAGAGAGCCAGGAAGGAAGCAAAUUAUUGCUGAAUUUAAAUCUUUGGUUUCUUCAUUUCCUGAUGAAAUGGGGUCUAUGCAAAGCCAGCUUAGAAAAUAUAAAGAAUCUGCUUCAGAUAUCCAUUCUCUGCGUGCAGAUGUGAAGUCUGUUUCUAGUAUUCUUGACAGGAAGGUAAAAGAAUGUGAUGUAUUUUCUGUUAGGUCUGUUGGUCUAGUUGCUGAGAUAAAGAGACUGCUUGGUGUGGUUCAAGACUUGAGAGAGAGUGAGUGGGACUUGCAGUUGAUAUUGGAAAUGUUUAGACGUGAGUCCAUUGAUUCAAGGGAUGUCAUGGAUGCAAGGGAAGCAGAAUACAGAGCAUGGGCUCAUGUUCAAAGUUUGAAAUCAUCUCUUGAUGAGCACAACUUAGAACAUCGAGUUAAGACAGCCAAUGAAGCAGAGGCAAGAUCUCAACAAAAGCUGGCUGCUGCUGAAGCUGAGAUAGCAGACAUGAGACAGAAAUUAGCAGAUUCUAAAAGGCAAAUGUGUGAUCUGUCUGAUGUCUUGAAAUCUAAGAAUAAACAAAAUGAGAACUACUUAUCUGAAAUAGAGAGUAUUGGACAAGCAUAUGACGACAUGCAAACUCAAAACCAACAUCUGUUGCAGCAGAUUACUGAAAGAGAUGAUUAUAAUAUUAAGCUUGUUUUGGAGGGUGUAAGGGCGAGACAGAAGCAGGACUCAUUGCUCAUGGAGAAGCGGGUAAUUGAACAAGAGAUCCAGCAAGCAAACAUAUCAUUGAAUUUAUAUGAUGUGAAAGCUACAAGAAUUGAAGACCAGUUGAAGUUUUGUUUGGAUCAGCUUCAAAAACUUGCAGAGGAUAAGCUUCAAAGUUCUGUCACUUUGGAAAAUACACAAAGAAGGCUGUCCAAUGUUAGAAGACAAUCUCAGCAGGUUACGGAUAUGGUGGUGGAAAUGCAAUCUAAAAUUGGCAGUAAUCGAGUGACGCGCAUGGAGUUACAAGUAGAACUUGAGAAAGAAAGGUUUGCCAAGAAAAGAGUGGAAGAGAAUCUGGAGGUUGCUAGGAGAAAGUUUACAUGCCUUAAAGAACAGAAUGAGGGCUUUUUAGUAACUGAAAAGCUUCAACAGGAACUUGAAGAGUACAGGGAAAUUAUCAAGUGCAGUAUCUGCCAAGACAGGGCAAAAGAGGUGGUAAUUACAAAAUGCUACCACUUGUUCUGCUACUCAUGUAUCCAGAAAGUUGCUGGGAGUAGGCAUCGCAAGUGUCCACAAUGUGGUACAAGCUUUGGGGCUAACGAUGUUAAGUCUGUUUAUUUGUAACUAGAAACUUGGUUCUCUCCCGGAUGUCGAGAAGAGGCUGGUGUUCUUUUGAAAAAGAUCUGGUGUAUGGAUACCUACAUAGGAGGUUCAAUUGUAUGCUUAGUGCCAACUGUCGAGAUAAGGAACAUUGGCAGCGAUCAAUGAGUUGCUUGUCUACAUUUGGACCAAAAAUGAUUAUUUUUUGCUGGUACUUAAUCUUAGUACCACCUGCUCGCAUUUUUGAAUCUGGAAUGAUGUUUAGUUAGCAUUUUUAAUAGAUAGAACGAAUUCGGAGUCAUAGGAAACGUGAUAUUUGUUCUUUGCAGAUUUAUCAUAAUGCAUCUUCCAAUGCGAUUUGGAGAGGGGUCAUGAAGGUUGGUCUUUGACCCUGCAAUUAAUAAUUCAAAUUCGAAAGCCUGAAUUGGCCAUCAUGGCAAAUUUUCUUGGAAGUUGACUCCAAAGGUGGCAACCACGAUGCCUCACAUCUGUAUUUCUGUUUCUCCUGCUGAAAUGACACAAGUACAAAUUUUGGUUUCAGGGGAUUUGUAUAUAUGCUAGAGUUUAUAAGGGGUCGUUCAAUUUUGUUUAUAACAGCCUGUAAUUUGUGUAAUCGUAGAUGAUAUGACUAGAUAUCAUUGUAAUUGAUGUUGUGAAAAGUUAAGAAAGCUCAAGUUUAUCAUUUUUUUCUAUUUAUUUUCAAUGUUGCCUGAAAUUUUAACCGUUGUCUUCUGAGACUUAAAUAUGUUCGAGAAACACAUUCUCACUGCGAAACUCCUCACUAUUGAUGUGGUUGUAUUCGAAAUCGAUCUGAACAUAUUUUAUUGA
Messenger RNA from Glycine soja, 3818 nucleotides. Its product is annotated as E3 ubiquitin-protein ligase BRE1-like 1. Gene Ontology annotation, cellular component: nucleus; HULC complex. Lineage: Eukaryota; Viridiplantae; Streptophyta; Magnoliopsida; Fabales; Fabaceae. The record is from RefSeq and is a predicted model, not a curated record. The transcript is spliced from 19 exons. Gene Ontology annotation, molecular function: metal ion binding; ubiquitin protein ligase activity. The coding region runs from base 372 to 3014 and encodes 880 amino acids.